AUGGCUAGCAGACUCCCACUUGCAUUGAUCGAAGAAAUUUUCUCCAGGCUCCCUAUAAAGACACUCAUAAGAUUCAGGUGCCUAUCCAAGUCUUGGCGGGCUACAAUAGGUAGCCAAGAAUUCAUCAAAAACUACUUGAAGAACUCGUCCCAUCACAACCUUAUUCUUGGAAAUUUCAAUGGCAGCUCUGAUCUAGUAGUUGAUGAAGUAUACUUUUACUCUGCAGACUAUGACUUUUUUCUUGAAACUGACCGCGCCGUUUUCAAUGAACUCAGUCUCCCAGUACGGUCCAGGACUGACCUUGAAACUGAUAUCCUGGGUUCGUGUAAUGGACUGCUUUGUGUAUUGUCUUUGUGGGAUGAUCGCCCUAUUUUAUGGAACCCAUCGACCAGAGAGCACCCGAUUUUACUGUGUGCCCUUGAAUUUCGAUGUCCUUUCACCGGUGGUACCUGGUAUACCAAUUAUGGGUUUGGGGAUGACUCAGUGGGCGAUGAUUACAAGGUGGUUGCUAUUCCAGUGAUUUAUGGGAAAGAUGAUCAGCUUGCAAUUGGUGCAUUGCAUUGGGUUGUAAAAGAGAGUAGUAAAUCCAAUUCUGACAAACUUAUUGCUACCUUUGAUCUUGGAACAGAGGAAUUCAAGUUACUCCAACAACCUGAGUAUUUUGAUCGCCAUUGUGAUAUGCGUUUGGGUAUUUUGGAAGGAUGUCUUUCCUUGAUUUGUGAAUACUAUAAAAGUCAUUUUGAUAUUUGGGUGAUGGCAGAGUAUGGAGUCCAGAAAUCUUGGACUAAUUUGGUUUCAAUCAAAAUAUGUGAUCUAUCUACUAACUGUCGUCUGUCUACUAGCUAUCCUCAAGCAGUGAAACCAAUAGCUUAUUCUAAAUGCAGUAGACGAGUACUUUUGGGACAGGCUAAUCAGUUGCUGCUAUGGUACGACAUUGAAAGCAUAUCUAUUACUUAUCCUGUGAUGCAAGUUACUGGGGCUGAACAAUUCUUUGAAUUGGGUAUGUUUUUACAAAGCCUAGUGAAAGCUCAGCAGUGA
Coffea eugenioides is the source of this 1038-nucleotide messenger RNA. RefSeq names its product F-box protein CPR1-like. NCBI's taxonomy places the organism in Eukaryota, Viridiplantae, Streptophyta, Magnoliopsida, Gentianales, Rubiaceae. The record is from RefSeq and is a predicted model, not a curated record. Gene Ontology annotation, molecular function: protein binding. The transcript is spliced from 2 exons. The coding region runs from base 1 to 1038 and encodes 345 amino acids.